Molecule: messenger RNA, 4848 nt
Organism: Alexandromys fortis (reed vole)
Lineage: Eukaryota; Metazoa; Chordata; Mammalia; Rodentia; Cricetidae
Gene: Hdac4
Product: histone deacetylase 4
Exons: 27
Coding region: 461-3724 (1087 amino acids)
Biological process (GO): negative regulation of transcription by RNA polymerase II
Molecular function (GO): histone deacetylase activity
Source: RefSeq, a predicted model, not a curated record
AUGAGGAGGGGAGGUUGUGGGGCCGCCGCCGCGGAGCACCAUCCCCGCCGCCGCCGCCCGAGCCCGAGCCCGCGCGCCUGCUCGCGCCGCCGCCGUCGCCGCGCCGCCUCACGCCCGGCCCCCUCAACGCGGCUGCUGUCGCCGUCGCCGCCCGAGCCCGCCCGCCCGCCGGCGGCGGCGCAGGCUGAGGAGAUGCGGCUCGGAGCGCCCGAGCAGGGCUAGACGCGGCCCGCCGCCGCCGCGGUUCAUCUCUGUAAGGCCAGGUGACAACUUCUGCUCUUCUUGUGGAUUACUUGGUUAACAAGACCCUACCAGUGAGACUUCGAGUUUACGCAGCGGGGACCCGAGCCUCCUCAGUUUUGUACUUGCAUGUGCUGGUGGAAGUUUGGAGCUGGUUGGAGCUACUGUUUACGUGGACAUUUUGAGCCAUUUUGAACUUAAGGCGCUGACGCUGCUAGCAAUGAGCUCCCAAAGCCAUCCAGAUGGACUUUCUGGCAGAGACCAGCCAGUGGAGCUGCUGAAUCCUGCCCGUGUGAACCACAUGUCCAGCACGGUGGACGUGGCUACAGCACUUCCUCUUCAAGUGGCCCCUGCAGCAGUACCCAUGGACCUGCGCCUGGACCACCAGUUUUCGCUGCCCUUGGAACCCGCACUGCGGGAGCAACAGCUACAGCAGGAGCUUCUAGCACUGAAACAGAAGCAGCAGAUCCAGAGGCAGAUUCUCAUUGCUGAGUUCCAGCGGCAGCAUGAGCAGCUGUCCCGGCAGCAUGAGGCCCAGCUGCAUGAGCAUAUCAAGCAGCAGCAGGAGAUGCUGGCCAUGAAGCACCAGCAGGAACUGCUGGAGCACCAGCGGAAACUGGAGCGGCACCGGCAGGAGCAGGAGCUGGAGAAGCAGCACCGUGAGCAGAAGCUGCAGCAGCUCAAGAACAAGGAGAAGGGCAAAGAGAGUGCUGUAGCAAGCACUGAGGUGAAAAUGAAGCUGCAGGAGUUUGUUCUCAACAAGAAGAAGGCACUGGCUCACCGGAACCUGAACCACUGCAUUUCCAGUGAUCCCCGCUACUGGUAUGGGAAGACACAGCACAGCUCCCUUGACCAGAGCUCUCCGCCCCAGAGUGGGGUAUCAGCCUCCUACAACCACCCAGUGUUGGGAAUGUAUGAUGCCAAAGAUGACUUCCCUCUUAGGAAAACAGCUUCUGAACCCAACCUGAAGUUACGGUCAAGGCUUAAGCAGAAAGUAGCUGAGAGACGGAGCAGCCCCCUGUUGCGCAGGAAAGAUGGCCCUGUGGCCACUGCUCUAAAAAAGCGACCCCUGGAUGUCACAGACUCCGCGUGCAGCAGCGCCCCUGGCUCCGGUCCCAGCUCUCCCAAUAGCAGCUCUGGCAACGUCAGCACUGAAAAUGGCAUCGCACCCACCAUGCCCAGCGCUCCAGCUGAGACGAGCUUGGCACACAGACUUGUGACUCGAGAAGGCUCAGUCGCCCCACUUCCUCUCUACACAUCGCCAUCCUUACCCAACAUCACCUUGGGGCUUCCUGCCACUGGCCCUGCCGCUGGUGCAGCAGGCCAGCAGGAUGCUGAGAGGCUUGCUCUCCCAGCUCUCCAGCAGCGGAUCUCCUUGUUCCCUGGCACGCACCUGACCCCGUACCUGAGCACCUCGCCCCUGGAGCGGGAUGGUGGAGCCGCUCACAACCCCCUCCUGCAGCAUAUGGUCCUGCUAGAGCAGGCACCCACCCAGACGCCCCUUGUCACAGACUGGUAUCUUUCAGGCCUGGGGGCGCUGCCCCUCCACACACAGUCCCUGGUUGGUGCGGACAGGGUGUCCCCAUCCAUUCACAAACUGCGGCAGCACCGCCCCCUGGGGCGCACACAGUCAGCACCCUUGCCACAGAAUGCACAGGCUCUGCAGCACCUGGUGAUCCAGCAGCAGCACCAGCAGUUCCUGGAGAAGCACAAGCAACAGUUCCAGCAGCAGCAGCUGCACCUCAGCAAGAUGAUCUCCAAACCCAGCGAACCACCCCGGCAGCCUGAGAGCCACCCUGAAGAGACGGAAGAGGAACUCCGUGAACACCAGGCCUUGCUGGAUGAGCCCUACCUAGACCGACUCCCUGGGCAAAAGGAACCUUCCCUAGCUGGUGUCCAGGUGAAGCAGGAGCCCAUUGAGAGUGAGGAGGAAGAGGUGGAGCCCACUCGAGACACGGAACCCAGCCAGCGCCCAGCCACUGAGCAAGAGCUGCUCUUCAGACAGCAAGCUCUCCUGCUGGAGCAACAGAGGAUCCACCAGCUAAGGAACUACCAGGCAUCAAUGGAGGCUGCUGGCAUCCCUGUGUCAUUCGGCAGCCACAGACCUCUGUCCCGGGCUCAGUCCUCCCCAGCAUCUGCCACCUUCCCCAUGUCAGUCCAGGAGCCCCCCUCCAAACCAAGGUUCACCACAGGCCUUGUGUAUGACACACUGAUGUUGAAGCAUCAGUGCACCUGUGGGAACACCAACAGCCACCCGGAGCAUGCUGGGAGGAUUCAGAGCAUCUGGUCCCGCCUGCAGGAGACUGGUCUCCGUGGCAAGUGUGAGUGCAUCCGUGGACGCAAAGCUACAUUGGAAGAGCUGCAGACAGUGCACUCGGAGGCCCACACACUCCUUUAUGGCACAAACCCUCUCAACAGACAGAAACUGGACAGUAAGAAACUUCUAGGCUCGCUGACCUCCGUGUUUGUCAGGCUCCCUUGUGGUGGUGUUGGGGUGGAUAGCGACACCAUAUGGAAUGAGGUACACUCGUCGGGGGCAGCCCGCCUGGCUGUGGGCUGCGUGGUGGAGCUGGUCUUCAAGGUGGCCACGGGAGAGCUAAAGAAUGGCUUUGCUGUGGUUCGCCCCCCAGGACACCAUGCUGAGGAGAGCACACCCAUGGGGUUCUGCUAUUUUAACUCUGUGGCAAUUGCAGCCAAACUUCUCCAGCAGAGGCUGAAUGUGAGCAAGAUCCUCAUUGUGGACUGGGAUGUACACCAUGGGAAUGGGACUCAGCAGGCCUUCUACAAUGACCCCAAUGUUCUCUACAUGUCCCUGCACCGCUAUGACGAUGGGAACUUCUUCCCGGGAAGUGGAGCACCAGAUGAGGUGGGCACAGGGCCAGGCGUGGGUUUCAAUGUCAACAUGGCUUUCACGGGAGGCCUCGAACCCCCCAUGGGAGAUGCAGAGUACCUGGCAGCCUUCAGAACGGUGGUCAUGCCAAUUGCAAAUGAGUUUGCCCCCGAUGUGGUACUGGUUUCAUCAGGCUUCGAUGCUGUGGAAGGCCACCCCACACCUCUUGGAGGGUACAAUCUCUCUGCCAAAUGUUUUGGGUACUUGACGAAGCAGCUGAUGGGCUUAGCUGGUGGUCGGAUUGUGCUGGCUCUUGAGGGAGGCCAUGACCUGACAGCCAUCUGUGAUGCUUCUGAAGCGUGUGUUUCUGCUCUUCUGGGAAAUGAGCUUGAGCCUCUGCCAGAAAAGGUUCUGCAGCAGAGACCCAAUGCCAAUGCCGUCCACUCCAUGGAGAAAGUGAUGGACAUCCACAGCAAGUACUGGCGCUGCCUGCAGCGAUUGUCCUCCACCGUGGGGCACUCUCUAAUUGAGGCCCAGAAGUGUGAGAACGAAGAAGCUGAGACUGUCACCGCCAUGGCCUCACUGUCUGUAGGCGUCAAACCUGCUGAGAAGAGAUCGGAGGAGGAGCCUAUGGAGGAGGAGCCACCACUGUAGCCCUGAAGCUGCUGUUCUCUCCUUUGUUUGUCUGUCUUGAAGCUCAGCCAAGAAACUUUCCCGUGUCAUUCCUGCGUUCUGCCUUGGUGCUCUCUCUGAGUGCAAAGGGACACCAGGCGUGCAGCAGCAACGGGAGGCCUUUCCGCCGCCCUGGACCACAGAUCUGGAGACGCACACGAACACCAGGUGUGGCAGAUCACAUGGAACACAGGACAGCGUGCAACACACAGGCAUACAGACAUGCGGAAAGCCAAGCACACGCUGGUGGGUUCCCCAGGGGAAGACCGCGAAGGAAGAAGCCUGUAGCAACUGAGGCAGAGUUGCUGAAUCAAGUUGACAUGAGGAAUGAAAAUCAAAGAUCUAAUAAUACAGAAAAAAACUUGAUUAAAACUGGUGCUUAACAUUUGAUUCUUACCCACAAUCCCACAGUCUCCGUGUAAACCACUCAACUCAUCUUGUAGCUUUUUUUUUUUUUAAAAAAACAGAGAGUUUUCUAUGGCUCUGGCCUGCCUUGUGAACCUUAGUGGGGUGCUGUGGGGGUUCACAGCUUAGUGAGGGACAGAGUUGGAAGAAAUUUUAAAGAAAAAAAAAAACUGGACAGAACAGAAAUGUGAGCCUGGGAGUCAGCUGGAGCUUCUCGAAGCCAUCGGAAGAUGCGAGUUUGUGCCUUUUUUUAUUGCUCUGAUGGAUUUUUCUGUGGCUGGGUUUUCUGAAGUCUGAGGAACAAUGCCUUAAGAAAAAAAAUCACCAAGAAUUGGUGUGACAGUGUCCUGUGGCUGGCUGAACUGGUGACACUGGCCUGGCCUUACAAAAGUAUACGCCAGCCAUUGUCUCCAGAGGCCACAGUACAGCCAGCCUUGCUUGGUUUGAUCGCUGUUUAAGGAAGAUGAGGUAGUUCCAAAAGCAGCGAACACCGCCGGCAGUUUUGAAGUCCACCACAUUUUAAACGGAUCCAAAGUGUUCUUUUCUCAUCCGUCACGUAGCGGUCGAGCAUCUCCAUUCGGUUGUGAAGCAUGUCGUAGGCACACUGCAGUGUUACGAUCGGAAUGCUUUUUAUUAAAAGCAGGUAGCAUGAAGUAUUGCUUAAAUCUUAGGUAUAAAUAAAUAUAUAUAUGUAUAAUAUA